Molecule: messenger RNA, 1909 nt
Organism: Phodopus roborovskii (desert hamster)
Lineage: Eukaryota; Metazoa; Chordata; Mammalia; Rodentia; Cricetidae
Gene: Arf1
Product: ADP ribosylation factor 1
Exons: 6
Coding region: 237-782 (181 amino acids)
Biological process (GO): vesicle-mediated transport; intracellular protein transport
Cellular component (GO): plasma membrane; cytoplasm
Molecular function (GO): GTPase activity; GTP binding
Source: RefSeq, a predicted model, not a curated record
GGGGCGGGGCCUCAGGCGUGCCCGCCCUCUUCCCCCGGCGUGCCCCGCGGCAGGCGCUGACGUGGCUGCCGUCAGCGCCGCCAUCUUGUGGGAGCGAAACCAACGCCUGGCUGGGAGCAGCCGCCGCGGAGGUCAUAUCAGACUUUGGACAUACCGAGGUGAUCAGCUGAACUGUGUGCUUAGAGCUAGCAGUUCUUGAGGUCUCUGGCCAGUAUCGCUUCCACCUGUCCACAAGCAUGGGGAAUAUCUUUGCAAACCUCUUCAAGGGCCUUUUUGGCAAAAAAGAAAUGCGCAUUCUCAUGGUGGGCCUGGAUGCAGCAGGGAAGACAACAAUUCUAUACAAACUGAAGCUGGGUGAAAUUGUGACCACGAUUCCCACCAUUGGUUUCAAUGUGGAGACAGUUGAGUACAAGAAUAUCAGCUUCACCGUGUGGGAUGUGGGCGGCCAGGACAAGAUCCGGCCGCUGUGGCGCCAUUACUUCCAGAAUACCCAAGGCUUGAUCUUCGUAGUGGACAGCAAUGAUAGAGAGCGUGUGAAUGAGGCCCGUGAAGAGCUCAUGAGGAUGCUAGCUGAAGAUGAGCUCCGGGAUGCUGUUCUCUUGGUGUUUGCCAACAAGCAGGACCUCCCCAAUGCCAUGAAUGCGGCCGAAAUCACAGACAAGCUGGGGCUGCACUCUCUACGCCACAGGAACUGGUACAUUCAGGCCACCUGUGCCACCAGCGGGGACGGGCUCUAUGAAGGACUAGACUGGCUGUCCAAUCAGCUCCGGAACCAGAAGUGAACCAGACCCCUCCCUCCCCCUCACUUCCUCUUCUCCGCCCUCCGCUUUCCUCUCAUGUGGCAAACGUGCGACUCUGUGGUCCUGAGUGCCAGAAGCUGUCUCCAUGGGUUGGUCACAGUGUGCAUCGCACCGUGCUGUACAUGUGCAGACGCAGCCUGCAGCCAGGUUUUUAUUUAAUGUAAAUAGUUUCUGUUUCCACUGAGGCAGUUUCUGGUACUCCUAUGCAAUAUUACUUAGCUUUUUUAUUGUAAAAAAGAGAAUCAACUCACUGUCAGUACUGAGAAGGGAUUUGGGUGUAGGGGCACCUGGCCUCCGGGAGCCAUUGGGCUAUAGAGUGGUGUCAGUAUCCAUUUGGUGGUUGGUUUUUAACCCAAACUCAGUGCAUUUUUUAAAAUAGUUUAAAAAAAAAAAUACAGGACAAGAACACUUGAACACACAGAACGGAGACUAUGCCUAGUGUAGGUUUUGCAGUAAUGGCCUGAAUGCUAGUCCAUCGGAUCACCUGUUCCCCUGUGGGAACAGGAGAGAAGGUGACAAACCACCAUCCGCUGCAUGGUCACAGUAGAGCCCCCGUGACUCGCCUGUCUUUGGGUCACCUGCAUUCCAUAGCAUUGUGCUUGUACUUGUGCUCACAUGGUCACCUAGGGGUUGGCUGGGAGCCAUUGUGGGGUGCAGGGCCUGGCUUGGAUUUGGUGUGUGGCCGGGCCGGAUGGCAGCCUACAUACCCAGCUUACUCUUGGGCCCACUUGGACGCGCUGGCAGGAGGCCUGGGUCUCACCAGCAAGACCGCGUGCAAGCUGGGAGGGUCGAUCCAUUCCAGACCCACAUCCUGGAGCACCCCCAUCUCCAUGUGUGAAGUAGCUUUCUCCCUCAGCCUGCAAGGGUCCGAUUUGCCAUCGAAAGACGACCUCUACUUUUUUCUUUUGUAUUUUGAUAAACACUGAAGAAGCUGGAGCUGUUAAAUUUAUCUUGGGGAAAUCUCAGAACUGGUUUAUUUGGUGUUGUGGAACCUCUUACUGCUUUCAAUACACAAUUAGUAAUCAACUGUUUUGUAUACUUGUUUUCAGUUUUCAUUUCGACAAGCACUGUAAUUAUAGCUAUUAGAAUAAAGUCUCUUAACUAUUUGA